AUGGGACGAGAAUUUUCACCGAGCUCUGAACAUAAUGGUUUGAACAGACGAUAUCAUGGAUGGUCCGUUCGCAAUAUGACCUUUUCCAAAAGCCUGUUUUGCUGGAACACGUGUAGAAUCGUAUUGAAGUCCUGUGGAGCAGCACUAACACUAACGUUCGUUAACAAAGGUGAGGAUGAAGUGGGCGUUUUGACUAUAAAGGAUGUUUUUGUCGACAGCGACUGUGAAAGUGAUAGCGGUAACGCAUUAGGUUAUAUCAGUGCAUGA
Loa loa (African eye worm) is the source of this 267-nucleotide messenger RNA. RefSeq lists its product as hypothetical. NCBI's taxonomy places the organism in Eukaryota, Metazoa, Nematoda, Chromadorea, Rhabditida, Onchocercidae. The coding region runs from base 1 to 267 and encodes 88 amino acids. The transcript is spliced from 2 exons. The record is from RefSeq and is a predicted model, not a curated record.